Molecule: messenger RNA, 2523 nt
Organism: Camelus dromedarius (Arabian camel)
Lineage: Eukaryota; Metazoa; Chordata; Mammalia; Artiodactyla; Camelidae
Gene: TGM5
Product: transglutaminase 5
Exons: 13
Coding region: 1-2244 (747 amino acids)
Biological process (GO): peptide cross-linking
Molecular function (GO): protein-glutamine gamma-glutamyltransferase activity
Source: RefSeq, a predicted model, not a curated record
AUGGUCAAACACGGAGAAGUCAGAAAUGGAGCCCUUCUGGGGGAGGCACAAUUGGAGAACAAAGAGACCCCACAACCCUGCCCUUCUGUCUUCCCAGGGCUGGAGGUGGCCCUCAUAGACCUGCAGAGCUCCUGGAACAACGUGCGGCACCACACGGAGGAGAUCAGCUCCAACCGCCUGCUCCUCCGCCGGGGCCAGAGCUUCAACAUCACCCUGUACUUCAGGAACCGGGCCUUCCAGCCGGGCCUGGACGACAUCAUCUUUGUGGCUGAGACCGGACCACUGCCAGACCUGGCCAAGGGGACUCGGGCCGUGUUCAGCCUGGCAGGUCACAGUGGCCCCAGCCCCUGGAUCGCCUCACUGGAGACCCUCGGGGCCACCUCCCUGGAAGUGAGCCUGUGCGCCCCUCCCACAGCGGCCGUGGGUCGGUACCUGUUGAAGGUUCACAUCAAAUCCCUACAGGGGCCUGUCACAGCCUAUCAGCUCGGAGAGUUCAUUCUACUCUUCAACCCCUGGUGCCCAGGGGAUGCUGUCUACUUGGACAGUGAGCCUCAGAGGCAGGAGUAUGUCGUGAAUGAUUACGGCUUCAUCUACCAAGGGAACAAGAACUGGAUCCGCCCCUGCCCCUGGAACUACGGACAGUUUGAGGAGAACAUCAUAGACAUCUGCCUGGAGCUGCUGGACAAGAGCUUGAACUUCCAGAUCGACCCAGCCACAGACUGUGCCCUGCGGGGCAGCCCCGUCUACGUCAGCAGAGUGGUGUGCGCCAUGAUCAACAGCAACGAUGACAACGGUGUGCUCAACGGGAACUGGGGUGAGAAAUACUCAGACGGCAUCAACCCCACGGAGUGGACGGGCAGCGUGGCCAUCCUGAAGCAGUGGCACGCCACAGGCUGCCAGCCAGUGCGCUACGGGCAGUGCUGGGUCUUUGCCGCGGUCAUGUGCACAGUGAUGAGGUGCCUGGGGAUCCCUACCCGCGUGAUCACCAACUUUGACUCUGGCCACGACACAGACGGAAAUCUGAUCAUAGAUGAGUAUUACGACAGCACAGGCAGGAUUUUGGAGAAUAAGAAGAAGGACACCGUCUGGAAUUUCCACGUCUGGAACGAGUGCUGGAUGGCCCGGAAGGACCUCCCUCCCGGAUACGGAGGCUGGCAGGUGCUGGACGCCACGCCACAGGAGACCAGCAAUGGCCUCUACUGCUGCGGUCCUGCCUCCGUCAGGGCCAUCAAAGAGGGAGAGGUGGAUCUGAACUAUGACACAGCCUUCACCUUUUCCAUGGUGAAUGCUGACUGCAUGUCCUGGCUGGUCUUUGGAGGGAAGGAGGAGAAACUUCACCGGGACACCAGUUCUGUUGGUAAUUUUAUCAGCACCAAGAGCAUCCAGAGCGAUGAGCGGGACGACAUCACAGAGAACUAUAAGUACGCAGAAGGUUCCCCCCAGGAGAGGGAGAUGUUUCUGAAGGCUCUUCAGAAGCUGAAAGCUGGAAGGUCCCAAGGCUUCCUCGGAGCAGGCUCGCCACCUUCCGGGUCCAUGCGACCCAGGGCCAGUCCUCGGAGCCUGGAUACUCCUUCCCUUCGUCCCAGUGAUGUUGUCCGGGUCUCCCUGAAGUUCCAGAUGCUCGACCCACCCGACAUGGGCCAGGACAUAAGGUUUGUCCUGCUGGCCCUCAACAUGUCAGCCCAGUUCAAGGACCUCAAAGUGAAUCUGAGUGCCCAGUCUCUGCUGCAUGAUGGCAGCCCCCUGCCCCCAUUCUGGCAGGACACAGCCUUCAUCACACUCUCUCCUGAAGAAGCAAAGAGCCACCCCUGCAAAAUCUCCUAUUCCCAGUACAGCCAGUACCUGUCCACAGACAAGCUGAUCCGCAUCAGUGCCCUGGGCGAAGAGAAGAGCAGUCCUGAGAAGAUCCUGGUGAACAAGAUCAUCACAUUAGCCUAUCCUGGCAUCAUGAUUAAUGUUUUAGGAGCAGCCAUUGUGAACCAGCCGCUCUCUAUACAGGUGAUCUUUUCAAACCCGCUCUCAGAGCAGGUGGCAGACUGUGUGCUGACUGUGGAAGGAAGCGGGCUCUUCAGGAAGCAGCAGAGAGUCCUCAUUGGAGUCCUCCAACCCCAACACAGAGCCAGCCUCACUCUGGAGACUGUCCCCUUCAAGAGUGGCCAAAGGCAGAUCCAAGCGAAUCUGAGGAGCAACAAGUUUAAAGACAUCAAGGGUUACAGGAAUGUCUAUGUAGACUUUGGGUUAUAAAUUCUGGGACAAUGAGCUGGACACAUAGAUCUUACACUUUGGGAAAGGAGCAAGUUCAAAUGCAAGCUGUGCCAUUCCCCACCCAGAGGAGAUGCCAGCGAUGGAUAGUCCCGUGGGCCAUUUACAUGGCUCCCCAGGACUCUCUGUUCAGGGCCCAGGGAUUCCAUGGUGUCCCAUCCAGAAUUGUGACAUUGGCCAUGAAGUCCAGAAUUGUGGACGUGGCCAUGACUUACUGACCCCCAGAUGUCAAGAAAGAAGAUUGGCUGAGCAGCUCACUGU